Messenger RNA from Andrographis paniculata, 2095 nucleotides. RefSeq names its product transcription factor TCP8-like. NCBI's taxonomy places the organism in Eukaryota, Viridiplantae, Streptophyta, Magnoliopsida, Lamiales, Acanthaceae. The record is from RefSeq and is a predicted model, not a curated record. Gene Ontology annotation, cellular component: nucleus. Gene Ontology annotation, molecular function: DNA-binding transcription factor activity; sequence-specific DNA binding. The transcript has 2 exons. The coding region runs from base 425 to 1891 and encodes 488 amino acids.
GACCUCAUUCUUGGAAGCUCCGGGGACCCAAAAAGGAGACAGAACGACAUGGCGGAGAGUACCCACGGGGACCCGAGCUCCGGGGAUCCGCCAAAAAAUUAGUGUGAAAUAAAGACAAGAGUCAAUUGGAAAACCGAGAAGUACCCCAUAAUAGUCACAAACUCUCAGUUUAGGUACCCAAUUUUCUGCAAGAUUUUGAAGGGCCCUCUCGCAUUUUCACACUCAUAUAGAUAAAAUAUAUAUACAUAUAUAGAUACAGACUUUCUCACUCUAAAAACAAGAACAAGAACAAGAAGAGAAAAAAGGAGAGAGAGAGAGAGAAAGGGGGCUAUUGAAUCAAGAAAAUAUUAUAUCAUCAAAGUUGAAAUUGAGAUUGAAAUUGAAAUUGAACCCACCACCAAAGAAAAUUCCUUCUUUGCCCCACAUGGACCUCACUCCAGAUUCUUCCCAAACCAAUCCUCCCCAAUCCUCCGGCGGCGGCGGCAGCGCCGCACAGCCGUACAACUACAAUAACCCACAUCUCCUCCACCGCCUCCAUGUCCGAUCGCCGCCCUUUACACCCACCGCCUCCUCGUCUUCGCCGACAUCAACCACCGCGUCCAAACACGCGCCGCCGCAGAUCGUCGACGCGUCGCUGGCAAUCGCGACCGGAUCGGAAACCCUAAUUGAACAGGGGGGUAAAAAGGAGGUACGACAGCAGAAGCGCCAGGUACAACCGGAACAGCAGCAGCUGGCGGUGGUUAAACGGCCGACGAAAGACCGCCACACGAAAGUCGACGGCCGGGGGCGGCGCAUCCGUAUGCCGGCGGCGUGCGCGGCUAGGGUUUUUCAGCUGACUCGUGAGCUGGGGCAUAAGUCCGACGGCGAGACGAUUGAGUGGCUGCUGCAGCAAGCUGAGCCGGCGAUUAUCGCCGCCACUGGAACCGGGACGAUUCCGGCGAAUUUCUCUAGCCUGAACGUCUCCCUUAGGAGCGGCGCCGCCGCCACCCUCGCGGCGCCGCUGUCGAAGGCGCCGCCGCAUUCGUUCCAUAGCGCAAUUGGAUUGGCGCAUACCCAUCCUUAUGAGGAGAAUUUCUCCCAAAUGUUAGGGUUCCACCACCAGCCACCGCCGCAGCUUCUGCCGCCGCCCCAGAUGCCGGAGGCCCUAACAGCCGCCGGCGGAGAGGCGGCGGCGAAUUACCUCCGGAAGAGAUACAGAGAGGAUUUAUUUAAAGACGAAGGUACAAAUAAUUCACAAGGCAGCGACGCCGGCGAAGGCACCAGCUCGCCGCCGGCGAACAAGCAGUUCAAAUCGACGGCGGGGCAAUCUCCGGCGAGUCUAAUGAGACCGAGCAACGUGAUUCCCGCCACCGCGAUGUGGGCGGUGACGCCGGCGCCUACCAGUGGCGCCACCGGAAGCACGUUCUGGAUGCUUCCGGUGACGGCCGCCGACGCCGGGAAAACACCUCCGGCAGCGUCGGCAGGGCAGCCAUCCGACGCGCCGCCUCAGGUAUGGCCGUUCUCCGCCGCGAACAGCGGCGGAAACACCCUGCAAACGCCGCUACAGUUCCUGCCGAGAUUCAAUUACUCUGGAUCCAAUAUCGAAUUCCCCGGCGGCGCCGUCUCCGGCGCCGGCAAUCCAUUGCAGCUCGGAUCAAUCCUUAUGCAGCCGCCGCCGCCGUCGCAGAAUUUAGGGUUAGGCGUCUCUCCGGCGGCGGCGGAAUCUAAUUUGGGAAUGCUGGCGGCGCUGAACGCGUAUUCGCGAAGCCGCGGCGGCGGACUGACGAUGAAUUCCGACAACCUCGACCGUCGUCAAAACCAAAAUCAAAAUCAGAAUCAGAAUCAGAAUCAAAAUCAAAAUACAGACAACAACAGCGAAGACGACGGCGAUGCCCAAAACAGCUCUCAAUAAUUACAUAAGUAUAUUCCCAACAAUCAUUUCCAGAUGGGAGAUGUGUUUCAAUCAAAGAGACUGAUGGAUCUCAAGAACAAGUUAAGGUAUUUAUAUAUAUUUAAUUUCAUAAUCUUAUGAAUUUUGGAAUUUUUUUCCCCAUAAGUAUGUUGUGAUGAUUGAUUAUAUACAUAAUUAGUAAUAUAUAUUAUUUGUUUGUUGUUA